Molecule: messenger RNA, 3364 nt
Organism: Ictalurus punctatus (channel catfish)
Lineage: Eukaryota; Metazoa; Chordata; Actinopteri; Siluriformes; Ictaluridae
Gene: ankrd13d
Product: ankyrin repeat domain 13 family, member D
Exons: 16
Coding region: 1044-2930 (628 amino acids)
Cellular component (GO): cytoplasm
Molecular function (GO): protein binding
Source: RefSeq, a predicted model, not a curated record
GAUGCUCAUGAACACACACAGACACACACACAGACACACACACAGUUUUCCUCACACUGAAGUGAAAGCGACGUGUGAUAAAUAAUUAACUAAGUAGUUUAUUUUCGGAGUGGAUGAGUGCGACUACAGCUCCAUGGUCUCCCUGCUCAGCGCGUCUUGACUCGGGGAUGAAGCCCGGAGGCUGCGUCCGGCGCUGCGGCUCUACGGGACGGCAGGAUGCUCCUCUGAGCUCCGCGAGAAAAACACACAUCCGUGCUUCUUCCUUCAGCUCUCUUCACCUGGAUGCGGAGGGAAACUAGGCCGCUGUUUACUUGUUUUUAAUGAUUGGGGUUGUUGUUGUUUGUUUUUUUUUGCCACAAAUUUACACCAAAGCGACUCGAAUCAAUAUGCUGAGUCGUUAAUUCUAGUUUUGUUGUCUAAACGCGAGUGUAUUUUGAACUCCAUUAGCCGAGCUAGCUGUGGCUCUCCGUGCUAGUUCCAGCUAGCAUGUAAAGCCAAACAGUAAAUAUUUACAUUAAAUAGUUUUCUUACACGCAAUUUGACCAGUAACAUGGAGGGAAAUUUAACACGUUAAUAAGUUUACAAGAUAAUUAGCCAAGCUAGCUAGCUAGCUAGCGUUAACGCUGACUGUCAAAUUGACUGAUAUUCCUAUAAGCAGCUAGCUAGUUUAAAAACCAAGCUUGUUGUUAGGAUUAAUAUUCAUUUAUAUUUCAAAUUUGACCUAACUAGAUAUCUAUCUAAAUUGUAGUUGCUGUCCAUCCCUGAUAAACGUGAAUAUAAAGCUGAAUAUUUGUAUUACUUAGGAUUAAUGGAUGGCAGUAAGCAGUAUUGACUGGAUUUCCAGUAGAAUGAAUGGUACUGAUGGAGUUUGGAGAUCCUGAGGAGGGAAGAAGGAUUUGUUUGUAAGGCUGUCAACAGCAUUUAAUGCAGCAAACCGUUUUUCAGACACUCGUUCUGCUGCACAAUCGAGGGAAAGAUUGGACACAAUUUGGUUGCAUUGGGUUGAACAACAACAACAACAACGUCCCCCCCCCCCCAAAAAAAUGGCCCAGGAGGCAUUUCCUUUGCAUUAUCUGGUCUGGAACAAUCAGUAUUUGGAGCUCGACAGGGAGCUGAAGAAAAAACAGCAGGACAUGGAGAGUGUAGAUCCACGUGGACGUACGCCUCUCGAAUUGGCAGUGUGCCUCGGUCAUGUGGAGUCCACGCGCGUGCUGCUGCGACAUAACGCGGAUCCUACAAGCUGCACUGCACGAGGAUGGACGGUGUUACAGGAAGCAGUAAGCACAGGAGACCCUGAGUUAGUGCAGCUGGUCCUCCAGUACAGGGAUUUCAGACGAGCCACAGAGAGACUAGCUGGUAUUCCUGAGCUGCUCAGCAAGCUGAGACAGGCACGGGAUUUCUACGUGGAGAUGAAGUGGGAGUUUACAAGCUGGGUGCCUCUGGUGUCGAAAGUGUGUCCGAGCGACGUGUACCGUGUGUGGAAGAGCGGCUCGUGUCUGCGAGUGGACACCACGUUACUGGGUUUUGAGCACAUGACUUGGCUCAAGGGCCGCCGCAGCUACAUCUUUAAGGGCGGAGACGGUGGGGCCAUGGUGAUGGAGGUGGACCACGAGAAGCAGGUGGUGUACACGGAGCCGCUGUCUCUGUCUCCGCGUGACGCGCCGUCCCUCCUCGCUGCCAUGCUGCCGUCACAAGAAAACACAGCGCAGAGGCUCACCUCUCCCAUCGUCUCCACACACCUUAACACACGCAACAUCGCCUUUGAGAGGAACAAGUCUGGGAUUUGGGGCUGGCGCUCGGAGAAGACGGAGCUGGUCAGCGGAUACGAGGCAAAGGUGUAUAGCGCCAGUAAUGUGGAGCUGGUGACACGCUCUCGAACCGAACACCUCUCUGAUCAGGACAAGUCCAGAUGCAAAGGGUCCAGAACUCCUCUUCAGUCUUUCCUUGGAAUUGCAGAGCAGCAUGUGUCGAACAACGGGAGUCAGGUAUCUCAGUGUGCCAGUCCUAAUAACCCGACAGACAUCACGGCCGAGGAGUACUUCGACCCUGAGUUCAAUCUGAACGGCAGAGACAUCGGCAGGCCCAUCGAGCUCACCAGCAAGGUGCAGAGGUUUAAGGCCACGUUGUGGUUAAGUGAGGCCCACCCUCUUUCACUGGCUGAGCAGGUGACACCCAUUAUUGAUCUCAUGGCUAUUUCUAAUGCUCACUUUGCUAAACUGCGUGACUUCAUCACCCUGCGCCUGCCACCUGGCUUCCCUGUGAAGAUAGAGAUCCCUAUCUUCCAUGUACUGAAUGCACGGGUGACCUUCAGUAACCUGUGCGGCUGCGACGAGCCGGUCAGCUCCGUUACCGUGCACUCGCCCCAAGGAGCCACCGAUGCAGGUCAGAGCCCUCCCCUCCUGCACUGCGAGGUGGACCCGUCUGUGUUCGAGCCUCCGGCAGAUUACACGACGCUCGGUCCGGGCCGUAACGAGCCUCUGAGAGACGAGGAUGAUAACCUGCUGCAGUUCGCCAUUCAGCAGAGUUUGCUGGACGCAGGGACGGAAAGUGAUCAGGUGACCAUAUGGGAGGCUCUCACGAACACUCGUCCAGUGUCUUCUCAGCCUCCGCUUUACGAGGAGGACUCCCAGCUCGAGCGGGCGAUCCAGGAGUCCCUGUCUCUGUCAUUGGCUGGGGGAGAAAGCGGGGAAGCUCCUGCUCAGUCUCCGCCAGGUUCCUCACCCGACCAAGCCCUCAACUCUCCACCUUCCUACAACUCGUUGGUUGAUCCGCGGGUAACUGGGGCGUUUGCCAUAGCAACCAGCUUUGACGAGCAGCUGCGUCUGGCGAUGGAGCUUUCGUGCAGAGAGCAGGAGGAGCUGGACAGGAAAAGAAGAGAAGAGGAGGAGGAGCUUGAAAGGAUAAUACAGCUGUCACUCACAGAGAAGUGACUACACUAACAGUAUCAAAAAGCUUAAUUUAUUAUUAUUUGUGCUUUUUUUCCUGCAGUGUUAGAUUAUUAUAUAAGAUUCAUGCUUCUUUUUUUUUGUUUUUUUUUAUUUGAAAUGGGACAGAGGGCUUAAUCAAGAGAUCAGAGCGAGAGAGAAAUGGAGGAGUACCACUUUAUGAAAGAAAGCACAUGAAUGAAUAACAUCAAUCCAUGAGCAUGGCAAGACAAUGUCAAUGAUAUCCUCUCAAUCUCUGUCAUCGUUCUGAGUGAAAAUGUUCAAACGUUAUGUUUAUUACACAAUACUGAUAAUGUGAAUAUGAAAUGAUAACUAUGGCGAUGCAUAAAGUGAUCAAAAAAAAAUUAUUGCAUAAAAUGAAUUAAAUAUGUUGGCUAACAAACAUGUGAGAAUAAUUAUUAAAUGUAUCUGAAACACUU